Molecule: messenger RNA, 3075 nt
Organism: Pyrenophora tritici-repentis Pt-1C-BFP
Lineage: Eukaryota; Fungi; Ascomycota; Dothideomycetes; Pleosporales; Pleosporaceae
Source: RefSeq, a predicted model, not a curated record
AUGGCACCAUACAAGAGCGUCAAGUACCGAUCGUGGUACUCCGAGAUGCACAAGAGUGAGUAUGUCAACGCGGAACUCGACCCGACCGACACAGUCAUAAACACCGACAAACUGAACACUGUCGUCCUCGAUUGGGUCGUCCAAGUUGAAGACGAUGGACAGUUCGACCUCUUCAUCCUCCAGGAGUUCCAAAAGUCCUUCGAGGAUUGGACUCAAGAUAUCAUAACUGCGGUCGACGUGCGGCUCCGGAAAGCAGUCAAGGAAUUGCUCCGACACCGAGGGAUUUACAUCCAGAUCAACAGUCGUGACACAGUAAUAACGCAACUGUACAACCUCCUCCAUCUCUCGUCGUGCCCGAUAUGGCCUGACGACGAGCUUGAGCUUAUGCGACUCGUCGACGGUUUCAAGUGUCGACAGCUCACAAACAGCAACUACAGUUACCCUAACCCUCCGCAGCCACCAACAGGAUACCCACAAGCACAGUACUCACCGUCGCCAGCUCAACUCAACGUGACAGCACUCACAAACCUCGCGAAGCUGUACAAUAACAACGAUAAGUUCAGUGGUGACAAGUAUGACGUGCUCAGUCACAAACUGGUCAUCUUUCGAGAGCUUUGCGCCAAAGUCGGCAUUCAACCUGGCCAAACUGACCGCUACAAGCUAGCCAUCUCCACUAUGCUUACUGGCAAAGCGUCAACUUACUACUACCAAUCUAUCGCUCCACUUGACCUUGGAUACGAAGACAUCAUCGCGAAACUGGGCGCCUACUUCCACACUACCGAGAACUACCAGUUGUUCUUGAACGAAUGGCGCACCAUUAUGCUAAAGGACGUCAUCGCAAGUAAUCCUGACAAGACAAUUGCGCAAUGCCUUGACUUGCUCAUCGACAAGCUCCACAAGCUGUACCAAGCGAUGGCUCAGCAGAAUGGACUCAGCGAGUCAAGCCUCACCGGACAACUUGUGUCAGCAUGCCAGGGUGUCGAAGCCUGCAGCGCAGUCCUGAUCCGACCUGCGUCGACCUUUGAAGCAGUCGCUUCAGAGCUCCGCAACGCCGUCGGUAACUGGCAACGCUGUCACCCGCAUGCUCGAACGCAGUUCAACUAUGACAAUGAACAGACAGACGAUGACAUCUUCUACACAAACCGACGAUACAACCGAAACGACGAACCUCGCGACAGACCCCGAGGCUAUGGCACCGGUCGCUUCAACCGCGGACCGACGCUGUCACGACCGCGAUACCCUCCCCGCCGCUCGCACGAUAAAAAGUGCUAUGUGUGCGGCAAACAAGGAUGCUGGUCAACGCGACAUUCACACGAGGAGCGCAAUGAGUCGCACCAACGCUUCAAGACUUAUGUCCAAAACCACGAUCUCGAUGACGACUACGACGUGUUCCUCGCCGGAUUCGAAGGCAUCGAGCUUCAUGACGAGGCAGAGGACGACGACGGCAACCGCGUUGAUGACCUCGAUGCGUACUUCCAACAUGAACAAUUCAACACCGCUGCUUGCGGAACCAUCGACGGGCAAGCGCUCACCAUCAACCUCAACGACGCCGCGGCGACCCACGCGAUCACUGGGAUCGACCCAUACGCGUCGGAGACUGCAAAGGAGGCACCCCACAUGUUCACCUUCGAUCACCGAUAUGGUGCUCACUGUUUCCAAGGCAUCAUGCCCGACACCGGCGCGGCCGGAGUCUCCACUGCAGGAAAGACCCAGGUCAUGGCACUGCAACGCCUCCAGCCAUCGGCCACGAUCAAUGAGUCCACGGCAGGUCGCCACCGAAUUCGAUUUGGAGAUAACCCAGAGUGUCUCUCACUUGGCGAGGUGAAGGUCAAAACCCCGCUCGGCGUUAUACUUUUUGCGGUGAUGCCGACCAACACGCCUUUCUUGCUGUGCCUUGCAGACAUGGACCGCCACGGGAUCUACCUCAACAAUGUUGACAACGUGCUUGUACACGAGUCACGGGAGUACCCCAUUGUGCGCAAAUGGGGACACCCAUGGCUCCUGCUCGACGACCAAGAGACCGCGACGCACUACCUCACCGAGGUAGAGCUUGCGCAACUCCAUCGGCGCUUUGGUCAUCCAGCUGCGGGACGACUCUACAAGGUCCUCGCGAGAGCAGGUUAUAACGAAGUCGAUGCGGCGACCAUCGAAAAGAUCAACAAGUUCUGUCACCAAUGUCAGAUUACUGGCAAGGCGCCAGGACGAUUUCGGUUUACCCUCCGCGACGAUAUCAACUUCAACUAUCGACUUAUCGUCGACGUGAUGUACAUUAAUCAGAGGCCAGUACUUCAUGCUAUUGACGAAGCAACUGCCUUCCAAGCAGCGCGCUUUCUCACCGACAUGAAAGCAAGCACAACAUGGGACACACUCCGCGCCAUGUGGAUCGAUAUGUACGUUGGUCCGCCUGAUGUCAUAGCCACCGACGCUGGCAAGAACUUUGCGAGCGAGGAGUUUGUCAACAAUGCAAAGACAAUGGCCAUCGAGGUUGACGAGGUGCCUGUCGAGGCGCAUAACUCCAUCGGCAAGGUGGAGCGGUACCAUGCGGCCAUCCGCCGUGCCUUCGAAGUCAUCUCCGCCGACAUAGACAGCGACACGUCAUCUGAACACCUCCUCCAGAUGGCUGUGAAAGCCGUCAACGACACUGCUGGUCCAGAUGGCCUUGUGCCUACUCUCCUCGUCUUUGGCACCUACCCCCGCCUAUCCAAGACAUCGCCGCCAUCACCAUCCAUCAGCGCGCGCGCGAAAGCGAUAAAGAACGCGAUGGCGGAGGUCCGCAAGAUCAAAGCAAAACGCCAGGUGAACGACGCACUUGCGACACGCAACGGACCGAACGUCAUUGAAACGCUUCAGCUCCCGAUCCAGAGCAGCGUAAAGGUUUUGGCGCGAGAACCGCGGUUGGACUGGUCCCCAUACCCUCAUCGCCCAGAACGACGACCUAACCGCCGCGAUUGUCGACGUCGACGGCAGGCAGGCGACAUUUCGAGUCACAUCGGGGGGGGCAUGACAACGGCACAACUCCACCGUAUCCCGCGCGACGACCGAAAUAAGAAGAAAGUGGGGGUUAGGGGUCAAUAG